AUGGGUCAUUUUGACAUGGUCAAAAAUGCCCAGUGUGAUCGCUGUCACAUGGGCAGCAUCAUAAGAAGAAGCUUCCCCUGCCGAGCCCCCUGUGCCUUGUGGGUGAUGAGGGGGGCAAACAGCGAGGUUGGCUCUCAGGGGAAGGAUAGUGUGGGAUCCCACUGGCUGCGGGCUCCGGCCCUGAAAUCAGGACAGGAAGGCACUGGGACAAUUCUGUUGUCAUAUCAAGUGCCUGAGUCUCACCAUCAGCCUGGCUUCCCAGACAUGGACUAUACCCGUGACUCUGGGCUGAGGCAUGGGAAGGUGGAAGUCACAACCCCUGAUGGAAAAACUGGCUCCUCGCCAGAUCUCCAGAUCCUGUGUGGAAAGGGAACGAACAGGCAACUUCAAAAGAUGGUCCAUGAUAUUAAGAACAAUGAAGGUGGAAUAAUGAACAAAAUCAAGAAGCUGAAAGUCAAAGCACCCCCAAGUGUUCCUCAAAGGGACUAUGCCUCAGAGAACCCUGCCGACGAGGAGGAGCAGUGGUCAGAUGACUUUGACAGCGAUUACGAAAACCCAGACGAGCACUCUGACUCCGAGAUGUACGUGCUGCCGGCCGAGGAGACCGGGGACGACAGCUACGAGCCGCCGCCCGUCGAGCAGGAGACCAGGGCGGUUCACCCAGCCCUGCCCUUCGCCAGGGGCGAAUACGUAGACAAUCGGUCAAGCCAGAGGCAGUCUCCACCCUUCAGCAAGACCCUCCCCAGUAAGCCCAGCUGGCCUUCCGAAAAGGCAAGACUGGCCUCCACUCUGCCAGCCCUGACUUCUCUGCAGAAACCUCAAGUUCCACCCAAACCCAAAGAACUCCUGGAGGAUGAGGCUGACUACGUUAUCCCUGUGGAAGCUGAAGAUGAAAACUAUAUUCACCCCACAGAAAGCACUUCACUCCCACCGGCAAAAGCUCCCAUGGUAAACAGAUCAACUAAGCCAAAUAACUCCUCAAAGCCAGCCUCUCCACCAAGGACAGCUUUAGGUCGGAGCGGUGGGACCUGGGACUGCAAGUCACCAUCUUCGCCUGCAGUGCCGUGCCCUCUGCCCAGGGCCGGGAAAAAACCCGCUACACCACUGAAGACGGUCUAUAUAUUCCAUCCUGGUUUCUCUGACAAUGGACAAUGGACAUUUCAUUCAAAUGCUAAUAAGAGUCUUCCUUAUGCAGAAAAACCUAUACCUGCUGAACGCCACCGAGGAUCUAGUCACAGACAGGAACCAGUGCCAUUGCCAGGCUUUCUUCCUGCCCAGAAACAACUCCAUCAAAAACCAGUACCUCUGCCAAGAUUUCCAGAAGGCGGAAGCCCAACGGUGGAUGGCCCACUACCGAGCUUUUCAUCUAACUCCAGUGUAUCAGAACAGGAGGCUGAUGUCUGCUGUAAGCCGUGGUACGCCGGCGACUGUGAUCGGAAGUCUGCAGAAGAAGCAUUAUACAGAUCAGACAAGGAUGGAUCAUUUCUUAUUCGGAAAAGCUCUGGCCAAGAUUCCAAGCAGCCAUAUACACUAGUUGUAUUCUUUAAUAAGAGGGUAUAUAAUAUCCCUGUGCGAUUUAUUGAAGCAACAAAACAGUAUGCUUUGGGCAGAAAGAAAAAUGGUGAAGAGUACUUUCCAAGUGUUGCUGAAAUUAUCAAGAACCAUCAACAUAGUCCCCUGAUUCUCAUCGACAGUCAGAAUAACACAAAAGAUUCCACAAGACUGAAAUACGCAGUUAAAGUUUCAUAAAGGAUGUCAACGUCGUGGCUCCAGACAUUUCCCCCAAGUCCACAUCUCCGAGAAACAGUCCUAAAGCUUCAUAUGUUGGAUUGAGAAUCAUCUAGUAAUAAAAUGGUAGAUGGAGGCAGUUACUGAGG
This is a messenger RNA of Condylura cristata (star-nosed mole), 1877 nucleotides long. It is a transcript of the gene BLNK, whose product is annotated as B-cell linker. The record is from RefSeq and is a predicted model, not a curated record. Bases 1 to 1749 code for a protein of 582 amino acids. The transcript has 18 exons. Lineage: Eukaryota; Metazoa; Chordata; Mammalia; Eulipotyphla; Talpidae. Gene Ontology annotation, biological process: cell surface receptor protein tyrosine kinase signaling pathway; intracellular signal transduction. Gene Ontology annotation, cellular component: cytoplasm.